Cutaneotrichosporon oleaginosum is the source of this 2761-nucleotide messenger RNA. RefSeq lists its product as uncharacterized. The record is from RefSeq and is a predicted model, not a curated record. Gene Ontology annotation, cellular component: endoplasmic reticulum chaperone complex. Gene Ontology annotation, molecular function: ATP binding; ATP-dependent protein folding chaperone. Lineage: Eukaryota; Fungi; Basidiomycota; Tremellomycetes; Trichosporonales; Trichosporonaceae. Gene Ontology annotation, biological process: endoplasmic reticulum unfolded protein response.
CAACUUUGUCCUUCCAACAUCUUCGACUCUGUUCUUCAUUUAACUCUUUGCUCAUCAUCUUGGACUCUGGUCCACCACCACCCUCUCACCAUGCGGCUCCCUCGAAAUCUCUUCCUCCUCAUCGCCUGGAUCCUCCCGGCCGUUAGCGCGGCAAUCCUCGCGAUCGACUACGGAGCAGACUUCACCAAGCUGUCCCUCGUUAAACCCGGUGUUCCCUUUGAUGUCCUGCUCGACCGCGACAGCAAGCGCAAGAUUCCUAGCGUCGUGAGCUGGAAGCGCGAGGACCGUGUCGUUGGAACCGAGGGCAAGCUGGCUGCAACAAGGUUCCCCCACACUCACUACCCAUACGUCAAGGCGGUCCUCGGUACGACUGAGGUGCCCAACCUCGACGUUUUCCCCAGCCCUCCUGUCCUUACUGAGAGCGGUGCGCUCGUGUUCCGCCACGAUAAUAUUCCCAAGCACAUCACUCCCAAGCCCGACGACAAGGAGGCCUGGACACCAACGGCUCUCCUCGCUCACCAGCUGGCGUACUACAAGUCGUUGGCCGACCAUGCCGCUGGCGAGCCUGUGACGCAGGCCGUCGUGACUGUCCCCGCCUGGUGGACUCAGGCUCAGCGCAAGGCAUACCGCGAUGCGCUUGAGCUGCAGGGCAUCCAGUGCAUUGGCAUGAUUGGAGAGGGCACCGCCAUCGGCCUCAACUACGCCAUGACCCGCACCUUCCCCGACUACGAUCCCGAGACUGGAGAGGGCGAGAAGGCAUACCACCUCGUUUACGACUCGGGCGCACUCUCGACCUCGGCUACUGUUUUGGCGUUCUACCAGACUUCGUGGAAGCCCACACCGAACUCGAAGAUGCUCAUCAACACGACGCACGUCGAGGCGCUUGGCGUUGGGUGGGAGGACGUGGGCGGGAUCAACCUUGAUCUCGCUUUGCGUGACCUCCUUGUGGACGACAUCAUCACCAAGACUGGUAACAAGGAUAUCAUCAACGACAGGAAGGCGAUGGCCAAGAUUGACAAGGAGGCUAUCCGCGUCAAGCAGAUCCUGAGCGCAAACCAGGAGAGCUUGACCUCCAUCGAGUCUGUCUUUGACGAUGUCGAUUACCGCUCCAAGGUGUCCAGAAUGGCGCUCGAGGGCAAAUUCGAGGGCAAGAUGACCGAUUUCAUGAAGCCCAUCAAGCAGGCGCUUGACGCGGCUGGUCUCGACCUCAGGAACAUCUCCUCCGUUAUUCUCUUCGGCGGCAACACACGCGUGCCGUUUAUCCGCGCUGAGCUUCACGAGGUUCUCGGCGGUGACGAGCUCAUCGCCCAGAACGUUAACGCGGACGAGAGCGCUGUCCUUGGUGCCGCGUUCUACGGCGCGUCUCUCAGUGGCCGAUUCAAGAUGAAGUCGGUCGAGGUGCACGAGCGCAGCAUCUACGACAUUAAGAUGGGUGACGACAUUAUUUUCCCGGCCGGCACGCCGCUCGGCACUCGCAAGUCUGUUCUCCUCAAGCCUGAGGAUGAGAUCAACAUCGACUUCUCGCAGGGAGGCAACCCCAUUUUGCAGCUCUCGAUCCCUGGGGUCAAGGACGCACUUGCCAACUUCACCGCCUCAGAGCCCGCAGUCAACGUUACCGUCAGACUCGACGCCAGGGGCAUCCUCGGCGUGGCCAACGCUGCCCUUGUGUCUGAGGUCAAGGACGAGCCUACUGGUGGUGUCGCUGGCAAGCUCAAGGGCAUGUUUGGCAAGAAGGAUGCCACGGAGGAGCCCGAGAUUGAGCCUGAAGCCGAUACCGAGCAGCCUGAGGCGGAGACUGAUGCCAAGGAGAAGGCCCCCAAGAAGGUCACCAAGCCUCGCGUGGCCCUCAAGUUCCGCGAGAAGCCUCUCAGCCCCACGCACCUGUCCAAGGACGAGAGACAGAUCACCAACCAGCGUCUGCGCGCUAUCGCUUCGUACGAGGGCGCCAUGCGCGCGCGCGAGGAGGCGCGCAACAUGCUCGAGGGGUAUCUGUACAAGCUGCAGAACAUCCUCACGGGCGACGAGGCCGAGCACAAGAACCUGCACGCAUUUAGCACCAAGGUGGAGCGCACGCGCAUCAAGAAUCUUGUCGACGAGACUCUCGAGUGGCUUCACGAGCACGCUGAGGAGGCGACGGUGCACGCUUUGAUCGGAAAGCGUGAGGCGAUUGAGGCUUUGGAGCGGCCGAUUGUGACCCGCUUUGACGAGUACGAGAAGCGGCCUCCUGCCGUCGUUAACUUCCGUACGGCGCUGUACGCCGGCCGUGCGUUCGUUGACGAGGCGCGUGCGAACCUCACUGCUGCGGCCGAAGAGGCGAAGAAUGCGCCGGCAGACCAGCCGGUCGCGCCGCCCCGCUACACUGAAGCGGAGAUCCAGAGCGUGGAGGACAUGAUCAUCGACGGCGGCAAGUGGCUCGACGAGCGCAUGGAGAAGCAGAUGCCGCUUAACGAGGACAAGACCGCCGACCCUGUGAUUCUCGCCAAGGACCUCGACGAGCGAGGGCAGAAGAUCCAGGCCGCCGUGCUUCGGCUUACGUCGCGCAAGCCACCACGUGCGCCGAAGGUCAGGCCCGUCAAGACGAGCCAGAACGGGGAGAAGGAGGAGACCAAGGAGAAGAAGGAGCCCAAGGAGGAGGAACCGCAGGAGAAGGAGGCCCCGAAGCACCAGGAACUCUAGAGGUAGACAUAUGUAUCCCAUCUGCAUUUUUCCACAUUCAGCGAUGAUUUGUAGUGUUGUUGACAUGGAUGGCACUAGAUGGAGC